This is a messenger RNA of Rhizopus microsporus ATCC 52813, 792 nucleotides long. RefSeq lists its product as uncharacterized. Lineage: Eukaryota; Fungi; Mucoromycota; Mucoromycetes; Mucorales; Rhizopodaceae. The transcript has a single exon. The record is from RefSeq and is a predicted model, not a curated record. Bases 364 to 570 code for a protein of 68 amino acids.
GUCCAAGCUUCAUUCAAAGAAGCGCCAUCGAAAAGUAGACAGCCCAUUCUUUUCUGUAGUAAGCUCCCCAGCCAGAUGGAAGCUUGCUGUUACAGGAGAUUGCCGCGCAAGGCAAUAUCAAAACAACUAGAAAGUUGUAUUAUACAAGAAGAAAUAUGAUAAAGAAUGAGAGGAAAAACAAAACAAGUACCUUCAAAAUGCACAGGAAGACGCAGCAAGCAGGCGUAAAUGGAAAACAAAGGCUAUGAACUGCGAUAAGCGUAUAAAUACAUCUAUACAAGCUUUAUCAAUUGAUGCAAGUUUGAUAACCUGACGCUUUAAUUGAAAAGCCACUUACAGAGAGUAUAUGCAUUUUAGCUUACCAUGGUCAAUCAGACUGCUCAAACAAGCGAUGCGACUGAUGCUGACAAUAAAGUGUCUUUAGACAUAGAAGCUGAUACCAAUCCUGCCGCGGCCCAGCAGCUAACGAUAUUAGAAGAUGAGAGCAUCGAGCAGAAAGCUGACAUUACUAGAAGACGGUUAAACCGUCUAAAAUCAACUAUAAGGCAAAUAAUAUUUAAAGUAAUUUGAUAGAACUGCUGCCGCCAGCAUUUUAAGAGCGCACUUCUGGAGAUCACAGCUGCAGAGUUGGAUGCUUAUGUGCUAAUAACAAAUUUUUUAAUGCCACAUCUACCACCUGGGAACAGGCAACAUCAUAUCAUUUACCAGUUGCCGUUUUUUUUUUAUGGCCGAUGACCUCCUUCGAAGCUGUGGAUACAGUAGGUUUGCUGUAAUAUUGACGCCAUUAAUCAC